UCCCGUCAUUCUUCUGUUUAUAUUGUUACUGAGUCAAAAAUGGCGGACACCAGUAACCCCAGUGGCCAGAAUCUUGGAUUCACAGAGAAAUUAAAAACGUGGCUUUCCUGGUCAUGGACCUACAUCUGGGCUCUUUGGUUCGCGAUGGUUUUAGUUCUCAUCUACGUGCUGCGGAGUCCACUGAAGCUCCAGGAAACGCUGUCAACAGCUUCUGUCUUCCUGAACACACUGACGCCUAAAUUUUAUGUGGCACUCACUGGAACCUCAUCGCUAAUUUCUGGCCUCAUUUUGAUAUUUGAAUGGUGGUACUUCCAAAAGUAUGGAACCUCAUUUAUUGAGCAGGUCUCUGUCAGCCACUUGCGCCCUCUGCUGGGUGGAAUGGAAAAUAGCAGCUCGGCAGGCUUGUUCUCAGCGAAUGGAGAUGCGGAAUCUAGACAGAGUGUUUCAGAAUGCAAAGUCUGGAGGAACCCGUUAAACUUAUUCAGAGGAUCAGAGUACAGCAGGUAUACCUGGGUCACUGGGAAGGAACCACUGACAUACUAUGACAUGAACCUGUCCGCACAAGACCAUCAAACAUUCUUCACCUGUGACACACAGCAGCUUAAACCUGAGGAUGUAGUGAUGCAGAAAGCCUGGAGAGAGCGAAACCCCCAGGCCCGGAUCAAGGCUGCGUACCAGGCCAUUGAGCUGAAUAAGGAGUGCGCCUCGGCAUACGUGCUGCUGGCGGAGGAGGAGGCCACCACGAUUACGGAGGCCGAGCGACUCCUCAAGCAGGCCCUCAGGAGCGCUGGAAAAGACACCAACGUGCUGGCCUACAUCAAGCGCAGGCUGGCGAUGUGCGCACGCAAACUGGGCAGAGUCAAAGACGCCGUGAAGAUGAUACGAGAAUUAAUGAAAGAGUUUCCUCUCCUGGGAAUGUUAAAUAUCCAUGAAAAUUUACUAGAAGCACUCCUGGAGAUGCAAGCCUAUGCAGAUGUGCAAGCUGUCCUUGCAAAAUAUGAUGACAUCAGCUUGCCAAAGUCAGCAACUAUAUGCUACACAUCAGCGCUGCUCAAAGCGCGAGCCGUCUCAGACAAAUUCUCCCCAGAGGCAGCGUCACGGAGGGGCCUCAGCACAGCAGAGAUGAAUGCAGUGGAGGCUAUCCACAGGGCCGUGGAAUUCAACCCGCACGUGCCAAAGUACUUGUUAGAGAUGAAGAGCCUAAUCUUGCCCCCAGAGCAUAUCUUGAAGCGGGGGGACAGUGAGGCAGUGGCGUAUGCCUUCUUCCACAUGCAGCACUGGAAGAGAGUCGAAGGAGCCUUAAACCUUCUCCACUGCACUUGGGAGGGAACCUUUCGGAUGAUCCCCUAUCCGCUGGAGAAGGGGCACCUGUUUUAUCCCUACCCUGGCUGCACAGAGACAGCAGACCGGGAACUUCUGCCUUCGUUCCAUGAGGUGUCAGUGUACCCAAAGAAGGAGUUACCCUUCUUCAUCCUCUUCACGGCCGGACUGUGCUCCUUCACCGCCAUGCUGGCCAUGCUCACACACCAGUUCCCAGAGCUCAUGGGUGUCUUCGCAAAAGCGAGGCUCGGAGUGCAGAAGCAACAGGAAGUACCUGUUCAAGGACCAAAUGUGGAAUUAAAAAACAUAAUGGCAGCAGAGAGUCUGAAUCUAGUCUCAGGAAAUGAGCAAGGCUGGAGCAAAUAUACUGUAGUGUAUGUUUGUUAUGAAUGUGAAAUGAAUGUGAAUAUAAGCUAUACAUCUCAUAAGCCCCUUAUGUCAUGUAAGGCUUCAUGACCUCAUACAGCCUGUUCUGUUUCUACAUCAGAGUUUGAUGCUUUUAUCUGAGAUGUAUACAUUUAACAUUUAUAUAUUGCUUUUAUAGGUAAUUAGAGAUCGACAGACUGUGUUAGGCAAAGAAGGAGUACUUCCUAGUGUGUCAGGGGGGGCCUUGAUAUCCGUAAAUCGCCAAGUAGAAUAGUAGCUGACAGAGUUAGGGACAGGUUUAUAAAACAAAAGGUUGUUUCCCUGUUCUUGGCCAUUCUAGAAGAAUUUCAGUAGGUGCGUGUGAAGAUUUUAUCUUCCAUACUGCCGCUGACAGGGUUAUUUUGUGCUGUUACUGAGUGUGAGUUUUAUAUCUUUCUCCUGCACACAGCAUGUUCUUGUAAGUACUGUAGGUAUUUUUUGUAUCUCCUGGUUUUUGAUGGCAUGGAUCUGUGAUGCCCUUAUAAGGCAAGUAAAUGAAAGUGGUGUGAAAUUAUUUUGGAUGUGAAAUAGUAGAAGUGUUAGUUUGAUGAAGUAUGGGGGGGCGGGGACAGAAGGCUGGCAGCACUUGGGCACCCCCAGGAAGGACACCCUACAGAUGGCAUAUAGAGACUCCAGUCGUGUUUCCCCUUGGACGUGUGUGUAAUGAAUGACUCAUGGGAGUUUUAUUAACAGAAAAAUGUUUGGAGAACAGAAAGAAAAAUGAUUGGUUCAGAUUGUAGAGGAGCUGGGUCCAAGCAAUGAGAGGAGGUGGGGCCAACCAAUCAGAUGUCUAUGUCUUGGUCCCACCUCUUCUAGUUGCUUGCACCCGUUUUCUUUGCAAUCUGAUUGGUUAUCUCUGAUUUUUCGGUCUGCCCUGGGUAAGUAAAACUCCCGUAAGCUAAAGGGUGCCUUU
Messenger RNA from Paramormyrops kingsleyae, 2638 nucleotides. NCBI's taxonomy places the organism in Eukaryota, Metazoa, Chordata, Actinopteri, Osteoglossiformes, Mormyridae. The record is from RefSeq and is a predicted model, not a curated record.